GGUGAAAGUGAAGCGGUACGUGUCGGGGAAGCGGCCCGACUAUGCGCCCAUGGAGUCCUCGGAGGAGGAGGAUGAGGAGUUCCAGUUCAUCAAGAAGGCGAAGGAGCAGGAGGUGGAGCCCGAGGAGCAGGAGGAGGAGCUCGCCAACGACCCCCGGCUGCGGCGUCAGAACCGGAUCGCUGAAGAUGUGGAGGAGAGGCUGGCAAGACAUCGCAAAAUUGUGGAGCCAGAAGUCGUUGGAGAAAGUGAUUCAGAGGUGGAGGGGGAAGCUUGGCGCCUGGAGCGGGAGGACACCAGUGAAGAGGAAGAGGAAGAGAUUGAUGACGAGGAGAUCGAGCGUCGUCGCGGGAUGAUGCGUCAGCGAGCGCAGGAGAGGAAGACUGAGGAGAUGGAAGUGAUGGAGUUGGAAGACGAGGGUCGAUCCGGAGAAGAGUCCGAGUCAGAGUCCGAGUAUGAGGAGUACACGGACAGCGAAGAUGAAAUGGAGCCGAGGCUCAAACCCGCCUUCCUCCGCCA
This is a messenger RNA of Apaloderma vittatum (bar-tailed trogon), 516 nucleotides long. It is a transcript of the gene MFAP1, whose product is annotated as microfibrillar-associated protein 1. Lineage: Eukaryota; Metazoa; Chordata; Aves; Trogoniformes; Trogonidae. Gene Ontology annotation, molecular function: RNA binding. The annotation marks the transcript as partial. Gene Ontology annotation, cellular component: U2-type spliceosomal complex. The transcript has 3 exons. The record is from RefSeq and is a predicted model, not a curated record. Gene Ontology annotation, biological process: mRNA splicing, via spliceosome.